Molecule: messenger RNA, 1488 nt
Organism: Penicillium brevicompactum
Lineage: Eukaryota; Fungi; Ascomycota; Eurotiomycetes; Eurotiales; Aspergillaceae
Product: fungal specific transcription factor domain-containing protein
Exons: 1
Coding region: 1-1488 (495 amino acids)
Biological process (GO): DNA-templated transcription; positive regulation of transcription by RNA polymerase II
Molecular function (GO): sequence-specific DNA binding; DNA-binding transcription factor activity, RNA polymerase II-specific; zinc ion binding
Source: RefSeq, a predicted model, not a curated record
AUGAGUAGUGCCUGGAAGUUAUGGGGAGAUGACCCUGAUACGGCUGCUUCCUGUGACAUGGAAAGCUUCACUGAGCCAGACGAGACCACUUACAUUAGCUUGGUUAAUACUUUCUUUGAUCGAAGAUGGACCUACUUGCCAGUGCUCCAUCGACCAAGCUUUGUGAGCGAACAUCUGACGCCGUUCCUCGCGCGCUCGCCUACAAAAGUGACUUCAAAUUUCCUCGUCAACAUUGUGUGUGCGAUUGCCGCCACAGACAAGGCAUGGGCUCAGCAAUGGGAUCUCCAACGCCACAAGCAGUUUUUUAGACGGGCUAUUCAAGACGUUUACGUGCUGAGUAGCAUUGAAGAUUUUGAGUGCAUGCAGUGCUUUCUACUUCUCUGCAUGUAUGGUCAUAACGAACCGCAAUCCGUCAAUAUGUGGUACACUUCUGGGAUUACCCUGCAGAUGGCUAUAGACCUGGACCUACACAGAAAAGAAAGCAUUUCGGGCCAAAGUCUUCUUCGCGCCGAACUGUCCAAGAGGGUCUUCUGGAGUGCCUACGUGACUCACUGCAGCAUGGCAAUCAACAUGGGAAGACCUCUCGCAAUACAGGAAUCCGACAUAACUGUACCGCUGCCUCUACAGUUAAGAGAUGAACAAUUGACAGAUUCAUUUGACGUUCCCGAUGUGAACGAACUUGCGGUCCCUCAGUUGAUGGACACCUCCACAUUCAAUCAUAUUAUCAAGCUGCGACUCACGAAUGCCGCAGUCUACAAAACCUUCCACUCCAUACGAUGCGGUCCAAUGGGAUCAGUGGAGCUGGACACAACCCGCCAAGCGUAUUAUCUUAGCCUGAACCAAUGGCUCAUCAGUGCACCACGCUACAUCGGCGCGGUUUCAACAUACCAAUCAACCGAGUGGUUCCAAAUCGCUUUCCACCAUGCCGUUCUCUCUCUAUACCGCCCAUCUCGUGCGGCACCGAUGCCAUCCUCUGACGACCUUCGAAUUUGCACCGAGUCUGCCAUUGGACUGAUCACAUCUUAUAGCUCUCUCUACGCAAGAAACCGGAUCAAAUACACUUUUGUGGCGAUCCACUCACUUUUCUUGGCUGCUGUGACGAUGCUUUACGCUUUGCGUGCAUCCCAGCAACUACGCCAAGAGCUGACCAAGCCAGUCGUCGAAACCAAUAUCCUCACUUUCCUGACCCUGUUCCGAGGCAUCUCCGACGGUCGCACAAUCGGCGAAAAGUGCUCUGGCAUUGUCGAGCGAUUGGCUAACUCGCUUUUGACACUCUUCGACGUUGGCCCAAUCCCUGACGCCGAUGUCGACGUGGAAUUUCAGUCAUGGUUUGGUCUGCAGACUCAUGCAGUUGUCACACCAGCCAGGAAUGAAGAGCUCGCUGGUGAAUUCCCCGAUGUCAGAGUCGAUCUACCCUGGGCGGACCUUUUUACAGAAGGAUUCGACAUGGGGGCUGCUGAUCUUUGGAGUUAUUCAUUCUUGGAAUGA